GUAAAAAUCCGUUUUGUUGGAUGAACGGGAAUUUACUAAAUUGGCUGCAACAACGACAACUUUCGGAAUAGCGCACAACAUUGAGCUGGACUCAUAUAAAUUGUAAUUGUAAACUGCUGCCAUGACGACCACCGCUGCCUGAGCAAGGUUCGGAACGGGAGCUGCUGGUGCUGACGGGGGAGUCGGUCAGUCUCUGAACCUGCGAGAGAGCAUUGCAGACGGCCACAGCGCGCGAGAGAAGGAUACAGUAGAUGUACAGGGAAUGAUUCCGUGAUUUGGCUUUAAGGUUGGAUUCUUCUGGUGGAUUGAUAUCGCAAGGAAGUUCCAAAUAAAUGUCAGAAGUUGAGAGGAGUUGCUAUCAUUUCAUACUCUUCAUUUUAAGUGUAAUAUUCAAAAGGCUGUUUCCGUUCAAUGAAAAGUGCGCACGAGGAGACUUGGCUGCCUAUGCAUCUCUGCGCGUUUCUCUGGUCUCCAACGAAUAACAUUUCCAGAGCAGAGGAGACAGUGCGAAUCAGCCAGACGAACGUUCACACAGCUCCCUUUUUCCUCGCCGUCCUGCGAUUGCAGCUGAAGCCGUCUCUCCUGAAUUACAAGAACGCUGCAACUGGGGACAUAUAAUUGCUUAUUUAUAAAGCUACCAUUUUCAUCUCCUCAGUUUGAGGCAAAAAUAAUAACGAGGGGGAUCACAAUAAGCUCUGCGUCGCUGGGGUUGAAUUUCACAGUUCAUUGUCGCUUUUUGACCCCAGAAACGGAAUAUUAAAAUCGAUUUAAGUUUUUCUGGAAGUUGCACAGUGACCGAAGAUGGGCAUUUGUGGUUAUUUUGUAGUGUCCUGGAAAUACCUGGUUGUCAUCGCUCUAAGACUGCUGUUCCUUGUACCUGCAGGAGUGCCAGCGAGGAGCGGAGAAUCUUUUUCAAAACCAAUGGACAACAUCACCGUCAGACAAGGGGACAAUGCCGUCUUAAAAUGCAUCGUGGACGACAAGGUGUCGAAGGUGGCCUGGCUGAACCGCAGCACCAUCCUGUUCGCGGGGAAUGAGAAGUGGUCGUUAGACCCCCGCGUCAUCCUGCUCGACAACACGGCCGCCACGGAGUACAGCAUCAAAAUCCAGAACGUGAAUGUGUACGAUGAGGGGCCUUACGUCUGCUCCAUCCUGACCAAUAAGAGACCCAAAUCAUCGAGGGUUCACCUUAUUGUACAAGUUCCGGCAAAGAUUGUGAACAUAUCCUCUGACAUCACAGUAAAUGAGGGCAGCAGCGUCACUCUCAUGUGCUUGGCUAUUGGAAGACCAGAGCCCACCAUUAUGUGGAGACACAGUACAUCAAACGGCCGCAACUUCAUGAGUGACGGGGAGUACGUGGAGAUCACAUCCAUCACCAAAGAACAGUCGGGGGUCUACGAGUGCAGCGCCAGCAACGACUUCCUGGCCCCUGACGUCAGGACCGUCCAAGUCACCGUCAACUAUGCACCCUUCAUUUCAGAUGUCAGGAGUACCGGCACCCCGGUUGGACAGAAGGGCAUCCUCCAGUGUGAAGCUUCUGCCGUUCCCCUGGCUGACUUCGCCUGGUAUAAAGAAGACCGCAGGCUCUUCAACGGACUCAAUGGAGUCAAAAUUGAAAACAAAGGCAAGCAAUCUAUGCUUAUCUUUUUCAACGUCUCUGAAGAGGACUACGGGAACUACACCUGCGUAGCUAUGAACACCAUGGGAAUAACGAACGCCAGCAUAAUAUUGUAUGGCCCCGGAGCCGUGCACGACGUCAACAGCGCCGUCCUGUCUCCGCGCGGCUCGCCGUGCCUCCUCUUGACUGUCGUUCUGUCCUACCUUUUCAAGUUUUGAUGCAGCGGUGGCUCUUCCCCCCCUCCCCUCCCCCCGGCUUCCGCCAGCAUCACAGUACGACAGACCUGCCUGUCCCGUACGAGCAAAAGGGAAAUAAACAAAAAUGCAGACGGUUGCCUUUUUUUUCUUAAAAGCUCUGAGCUGAAGGUGUUUAUUGACACGUGUUUGGUGGGGUGGGGAUUUUGAUGUGGGGGUUGACAUUGGGGUAAAUGACUGACAGAUUUGAGAUAAUAGUAUUUCCAAGUAUGUGUGUCUCUACAAACAUUUGUAUGUAAAAAAAGGAAACAAAAUUACAGUAAUGGUUAAUGGUUUCAUGGUUUUGCUCAGUAUUGAGGUAUAAAUUUGGAUCACUGGUGUGUCCUGUCCUGUUUUAUCUCUGUACAAUAGCAAAUGUUUUCCUUUUUUAAGUAACCAACAGGAAAAAAAAAACAAUUCUCCUAGCUGAGAGAAUUGCAAAACUGCAAUGUUUUGUUGCUGAAUUCCUGCUAUUUGUUUUUGUUGUAUGCAACAGAACAGCAGUUGAUUUAAUAUAUUCUGUCUACCUAACCUUAAUAUAUUGUACAUUGCAUCAUUCCUUAGGACAGAAAUACAUAUUCCGGUGUUCUGUAAUAUAUAGUUGCAAAUUCAAUCCAUAAAGAGUAAGAAAAUGCACUAUAUUUCAUUUUGGAGGACAUUACCAUUUAAGCACUUUUUUUUUGUUUAAGACCCAGCUGCACAUAUUAAUUAAAUAAUAAAAUAUAAUAGAAUCUUUUUUAUUAAUCACCAAGGAGAAAGUAGGUAGCCACCCCAGCAAACAAGCUUACAAAUUACUGCAAUAUUGUUAGUGACAGAGAACUGAAAAAGAUACAAUAAUUAUAGUGUUGCCUUCCUUUGUUCAAUUGCAUAAUAUUUAUAUAAACAAUAACUAUGUGAAAUGUCUGGGAAUUGCUAGCAGGGAAGCUUGUCUGAAAUGUUUAGCUGAGCAUGUAGACAUAAUGAAUCUUGUGCAAAAAGUAUGACAAAACACCAUAUUAACAAGCCAUAGGAGACAUAGUAUGUAAUGGUGAUUUCAUAAAUUCCAACUAAAGGCUUUACAAACUCAGUACAGUACAUAAAAAGAGACAUUAAAAGGUGGGGUUUUUUGUCAGUUGUGUAACUAAAAGCUCAGAAUAAUUCAUGGUACAUAUAUGAGAAGUGGUGAGGUUGUUGGCAGGUUAGGGUGGGUGGCUGAUGUUUUGAGUAGUUUUACUGGAAAGAGAAGCUUAAACAUACUCAAUGGCCAUCAUAUUAGGUACACCUGCUCCUUAACGCAAAUAGCCCACUCCUCCAAAGACUGAAUCAUGUGGCUACAACUCAAUAUAUAUAUAGUUUGCAGACAUGGUGAAGAGGUUUAGUUGUUGUUCAACCAAACUUUAGAAUGGGAAAAAACGCAUGCCCUAAGUGACUUUGACUGUGGUGUGAUUGUUGGUGCCAGACAUGGUGGCUCCAGCAUCUCAAAAACAGCUGCACUCCUGGGGUUUUUACACACUACAUUCCCUGGAGUUUACAGACAAUGGUGCGAUAAACAAUAAAAAAACAUCCAGUCAGCGGUAGUUCUCUAGCCCGAAAGCACGCCGUUAAUGAGAGAGGUCAGAGGAGGAUGGACUUGUUCAAGAUAACAGAAAGCCCAUAAAUGCUCAAAUAACAAGCGUAGUGUGCAGGAGGGCAUCUCACAAUGCGUUGAACCUUGAAGCGGAUGGGUCUGAUACAGCAGCAGAAGACCAAACCAGGUCAGCUAAAAACAGGAAGAGGGACUACAGUCAGCACAUGAUCAUGAGAAGUCAACAACUUAAGAUUGGAAAAACAUCGCCUGGUUAGACGGAUCUCAAAUUCUGCCUUGACAUACAGAUGGUAGGGUCAGAAUUUGGCUUAAAAAAACAUAAAUCCCUGGUUCGAUCCUGCCCAUGUCAACUGUGCAGGCUCUUGGUGAUGUAUACUGGGCUGGUGAAUGUUUUAUUGAUACUAUGUGAGCAUCAUUUGAAUGCCACAGAAUACUGAAACAUUGCUGUUGACCAUAGUCAUGCCUUUAUGGCUGCAGCCUACCCUGGAUAUUUUCUAACGGAUACUACCAGCAGGAUACGGUGGCAUGUCAUGAAGCACACAUCAUCCCAGGCUGGUUCCACAAACAUGACAGUGACUUCAGUUUACUCCAAUCCCCAGAUCUCAAUCUAAUAGAGCACCGAUGAGAUGUGUUGGAAUGGGAGGCUUGCAGUGUGAAUGUGUGGCUUAACAAUCUGCAGAUACUACUCGAUGCUAUCACAUCAGUUUGGAUCAAAAUCCCUAAGGACUGUUUCCAGCACCUUGUUGAAACCCAUGUCAUGCAUAAUUCAGGCUGUUCCAGAGGAAAAAGGGGGUCCUACCCAGUACUAGAAAGGUGUACCUAAUAGAGUGUCCACUGAGUGUAUAUUUAAAAGUGUAUAUAAAAGUGUCAUCACUUUUUUUUUCUUUUUUUUCUGCAGAAAUGUUAUACAGAUGUCAAAUAAAAGCAGCUGGAUAUUAUAUAA
Molecule: messenger RNA, 4358 nt
Organism: Anguilla anguilla (European eel)
Lineage: Eukaryota; Metazoa; Chordata; Actinopteri; Anguilliformes; Anguillidae
Gene: opcml
Product: opioid binding protein/cell adhesion molecule-like
Exons: 7
Coding region: 802-1836 (344 amino acids)
Cellular component (GO): neuron projection
Source: RefSeq, a predicted model, not a curated record